Lodderomyces beijingensis is the source of this 498-nucleotide messenger RNA. Lineage: Eukaryota; Fungi; Ascomycota; Pichiomycetes; Serinales; Debaryomycetaceae. The record is from the annotation of a GenBank genome assembly.
AUGCCUCCAAAGUUCGACCCAUCCGAAGUCAAAUUCCUUUACUUGAGAGCCGUCGGUGGUGAAGUUGGUGCUUCAUCCGCAUUGGCACCAAAGAUUGGUCCAUUAGGUUUGUCACCAAAGAAGGUUGGUGAAGAUAUUGCCAAGGCCACCAAGGAUUUCAAAGGUAUCAAAGUUACCGUUCAGUUAAGAAUCCAAAACAGACAAGCCACUGCCUCCGUCGUGCCAUCCGCUUCAUCUUUGGUCAUCACUGCCUUGAAAGAACCAGUUAGAGACAGAAAGAAGGAGAAGAACGUUAAGCACUCUGGUAACAUUCCAUUGGACGAAAUCUACGAAAUCGCCAGAAAGAUGCAAGAAAAGUCCUUUGGUAAGAACUUGGCUUCAGUAGCCAAGGAGAUCUUGGGUACUGCUCAAUCUGUUGGAUGCCGUGUUGAUGGUAAGAACCCUCACGAUAUCAUUGACGCUAUAAAUGCUGGAGAAAUUGACGUACCUGCCAAGUAA